ACGGUAUAUUUUAUUAUGUAUAUAAUAAUCAUGACUGUCUUUAGUUUUAAUAACGAGAAAAUCAAAGAAAAUUUAUUAGAUAAUAAAGUGGAUGAGCAGAAAGAAAAUAAGAUAAACGAUAAAAAUCAAAAUAAAAAAUUUGAUAAGAAUGCUUCUACGAUAGACAAUUCAGUAGAUGAUGCGAAUUGGGGUUAUGAUUUAUAUCCUGAAAGAAAGGGAAGAUAUAAACCCACAUUUUUUAGGAAAUUAAUAGGCGAAGGAAAAGAAGAGAUAACCAGACUAAAAUGUGAAGGAAAUGUGUACAAAUGCAUUAAAAAUAGUCAAUUAGUACAACUUAUGAUGGCAGCAUUAAAAAGCUCAGGAUGUGAAAUUGAUAUGCGUCGUCAUAUUUCUUGUGAAAUAUGUGAUUAUUCUGUAAGAGGUGGCUAUGAUGCACAACUUAAUCAGAUUGUUGUAUGCCAAAAUACUGCUCGCAGUGAAUCAAAAGUACAAGGUGUAUUAGCUCAUGAAAUGAUACAUAUGUUUGAUUACUGUCGUAAUAAAUUGGAUUUUAAGAACAUUGAUCAUUUAGCUUGCACAGAAAUAAGAGCAGCCAAUCUUGUACAUUGUAGUUUUAUGAGUGCCAUGAUUCAAGGAACUGCUUCUCCAUUUCAUAUAAAAAAAGCUCAUCAAGAUUGUGUAAAGAACAUGGCAACAGCUUCUAUAAUGGGAGUACGUAAAGUAACAGAACAAGAAGCUAAAAUAGCAAUAGAAAAAGUUUUUCCCAUGUGUUAUAAUGAUUUAGAGCCAAUUGGAAGACGUAUUCGUAGAAACUCUUUGGAUAUUAGUAGAGCAUAUAUGGAAGCUCCACUUUAUGGAUAUAUAUAUGAUCAUUAAUAGAUUAUCUUCAAAGAACUUAUUUUUAAAGUACACAUGUAAAAUCAAUUUAACAUAUAAAAAGCAACUACUACAGUUUCUUCAAUAUUAUUAUUUCUAUAAGAAUAUAUUAUAUUACCAAUAUUGUAAAUAAUUAUAAAUAAAUUAUGUUAUUAUUAAA
Messenger RNA from Vespa crabro (European hornet), 1036 nucleotides. Its product is annotated as mitochondrial inner membrane protease ATP23 homolog. Lineage: Eukaryota; Metazoa; Arthropoda; Insecta; Hymenoptera; Vespidae. The transcript has 6 exons. The coding region runs from base 16 to 876 and encodes 286 amino acids. Gene Ontology annotation, molecular function: metalloendopeptidase activity. Gene Ontology annotation, biological process: mitochondrial proton-transporting ATP synthase complex assembly; mitochondrial protein processing. Gene Ontology annotation, cellular component: extrinsic component of mitochondrial inner membrane. The record is from RefSeq and is a predicted model, not a curated record.